Messenger RNA from Bipolaris oryzae ATCC 44560, 282 nucleotides. RefSeq lists its product as uncharacterized. The record is from RefSeq and is a predicted model, not a curated record. Lineage: Eukaryota; Fungi; Ascomycota; Dothideomycetes; Pleosporales; Pleosporaceae. Bases 1 to 282 code for a protein of 93 amino acids. The transcript has a single exon.
AUGUUAACGAGAGCCGCUCCUCUGUGUACCAGGGCAACUAGCGUAUUGAGUGACAUGUUUGCCAAUCCAGCUGUCUUUUCUCUGCUCAUUUUUGGAGCUCUGAGAGAAGGGCGAGUUCAAGGACAUGAACAGCACCAUGUAGCAUCUCGUCCACGAAAUUCGAAAUCCUUAGCCUUGGCGAAGCACUGCUGCGCAGGGAUCAUGUUGACUGUAGUUGACAUUCAAGCGCCGAACCCAUACAGUCCGCUCAUAUCAGCAUCACACGUGUUACCCUCAGCAUAA